GUAGAGAAGAUAAAAUAAAGCCUGUUUGGUUCAUACAUUUGAAUAUUACCGUGCCCAAGGUCAAAUCCGGGAUAAAAGAUCCUAGUUUAUUAUUGCUAAUUUAAACUACAAAAUCAGUGUAAAGUUGUCAGAUAAAUUUCGGCCGAAUCAAAACGCAAAUAAAAAUUAUUGUUUUGUUGCGUAUUUUUUCAAAGUUGUGAUGAGACAUAAAUUGGUGAACACACAUCUAAUUAUAUAUAUUGACAGAAUUUGUGUUUAUUUAUUAUGUAGAUAAUUUACGCUUAUCCAUUAGUUCACGUGAACAUUAUUUAGAAAAUACAGUAAGAAUGUUCAAGUAUUUGUUGUCGUCGGUGUUCGUCUGUUUGAUGGUUGGAAUUUCUGUUAAAGAGAUUAUGUAAACUCCGUAGAACCAAAUUGGAGACCCAUGGAUCAAUAUUACUUUUGCUUAGCAUGUGAUGACAAAGACAAAGACCCGAGAUGUCCCAAAUGGAAAUUUCUUUGCGGAAAAGGUAACGCUUACGUAGACACUAAUUGUAAGAAGACAUGCGAUGCCUGCCCAACAACUGGAGGAGGUGGUGGGGGAGACGGGGGAGGAGGUGGAGGUACCACGUGGUCUGUAUGCUCAAAAACAUGCGGUAUGGGAACAAGGUUCAAAGAGGUGUGUCAAGGCAGCAGCUGUUCAAAACAAUGGGAAGCAUGCGAGAUACAAGACUGCCCAAAAGCAACCUGCAACUCUUAUAAUGAUGAAAUCCAACGAGAGGGGAUACCACAUGCCUGCUGCACCGAGGAUUUAUAUUCUGAGUGUGGAAAACAAUUCACCAACACACAAAAAGUGCUACAAGGAGAUUCUGCAAUAUUCAAAAAAUACCCUUGGAUUGUGGCAAUCAAUGCAACUGUACCAUUUGUUAGAAACAAACAUUACUGCGCUGGAGCCUUGGUGUCUACGAAGCACGUUGUUACAGCAGCCCAUUGUCUUGCAAAUCGCGAUACUGGAAAAGCGUAUCCUUUGAAUUCGUUUCUGCUCAGUUUUGGACUUCUACGAUUGUCGGAUUCUCCAAUGGCUACCAGGACGGUAAAGAAUAUGUAUUUCUGGCCACGAAAAACAAGUUAUAAUAUUGGCAAAGUAUUCGACUAUCCUCGUCAUGAUAUAGCCGUUAUUGAGCUUUCGCAACCGGUGACAAUAUCCUCCAAUAUUUAUCCCAUCUGUCUUCCGCACGGGGAAAUCACCCCUAAAGAUACAACAGGGUUAAUUGCAGGCUGGGGAAUAAAUUCUGCGAAUGGAAGACUCAGCCAAACUCAUUUGCAAGAAGCUGCUGUUCAAAAUUUGGAUAUUGACAUUUGUCGUGUUGGUUAUGCAAAGCAUGAAUCAAUAAUACCUAAGGAAGUCAGUUAUGCGCAAACAAGUAAUGAUAUAUUGUGUGCGGGAAGCAUUCAUAAAGUAGUAAAUACAUGCCGGGGUGACAGUGGCGGACCUUUGAUGUUCCAAAGAUGUGAAAGCUGUAGUUGGUAUUUGGGUGGAAUUGUGUCUUUUGGUCAUCCAGAUUGCACAAAAAAAAUACCCGGCGCUUACACAAAAGUUUUGUCUUACGAAAAAUGGAUAAGAGAAAUUAUCAAAGUAGCACCGGAUAACUUUUAUUGUUCUAAAAAGGUCGGACCGUAAAUUUUAUCCAACCUUGAGACGGAUAUAUUGUGAAUAUUAUUUGUGUCUUUCUUGUGAUAGUACUAUUGAUAAUAUUUUCAAGAUAUGUAGAAUGAAGAUCCAACAUCAGCAAUGCAUUUUUUAUGCGCAUAUAUAUAUAUAUAUAUAUAUAUAUAUAUAUAAUAGUUUGAAAUUAGGUAACUCAUCGUAUCAUAUUAUUGCUAGCCACGUGAGGCUGCUUAGAUUCAAAAUUUGCAGUAAGUACAUAUUCAACUCUACGUUCAUGUAUAUACACAAACUUACAUAUACUAGGUGUUAUGUCAUUCUAAUUAAAUUGACGCUAUUGUAAUAAAAUGCUUUUAAAACUAA
This is a messenger RNA of Styela clava, 2008 nucleotides long. The record is from RefSeq and is a predicted model, not a curated record. NCBI's taxonomy places the organism in Eukaryota, Metazoa, Chordata, Ascidiacea, Stolidobranchia, Styelidae.